AUGUCGACUCUGCUCUUCCUCUUCCCAUCCCGUCCCUAUGUCGCCAACUUUGCCAGCGUUCUUUGUGUCCGCGAGAGUCUGGCCAGAACAGGCUUGGGCGAUGGACGCGAGCACGGCCCGUCAGACAGGCUUUCCGUCGUUGUUGCGCCAACGAGCAUGUCUGCAGUCAAAGCACCGACGUCGCUCUCCACGAGCUUGCCCGAUGUGCCUGUUGGCCAAGAUCCUUUUGACUACUACAUUGCUAUAUCCGAGGAGCUCAUACACCCCACGCCGACUGGCGGCUACGAGGCAAGACUAUGGGCCUUGACUGCCCUGGCAAGUGUGCAUAUCCUUCUAACGACCGUGCACAUGUCUAUGACUAUGAGGUCUAGCAAAUUGUACAUCUGCAAGCGAGUCAAAAGGCCAGAAGGCUAUUACAUCAUCGUCAAUCCCAUGCUUGCGCCCGCCUGCGAGAUAGCUGCUGGCGCUGUCAUCAUAGCAUCCGGCGAAACAUACCGUCGUGUGUAUGUCCAGCAAAUCGGCAGCUGCAGUGAGCUCGCCCUGCACGCCCUCACUUGGGUACCUCUCUGGGUAGCGUAUGUCGUGCACGUGGUCGUCAACUCUCAGGCGCUCGCCCUGAUGACGACCAAGUCGAUCAUCAGCCCACACUGGCUCAAUUGGGUCGCUUACGGCCUGCCCGCUUGUAUUCUCAUUCCACUCAUCACGCUCGGCAAUGUCGCGGAUCACAGACUAGACGGGAUCACUGCUUCGUUCGUUCAGAUCAAGAGCGAGCUGCAGGCAGGUCAGAGCUUGUAUGCCGGAAGCUCGCAAGCGGCAAAGAUGGUCCUGACGCGAGUCUAUGCGGAUUACGAUACUGUCAUACUUCGCUCGAGACAUCUUGUCGGCAUGAUCCGAGGUAUCUAUGCGCUAUGGGUCCUCAAGCUCUUCAUCGGACUGGCAGCAAACUAUUCGAGCCUCUUGUUGCUCAAACACAUUACUGAGACGCUGAGAUACCACCGGGAGCAGAUCAUACGAUCGACGACCACCGACAAGGGCGAUGUAGAUGCAGAGAAGGAUAUCGCGCUCACGGUCACACUUUCGUACGGAACUGCCGAAAGGAGUCGUGAUACGAACUAUCGGGCACAUGUGGUUCGUCUCGCGGAGCUCAAGCUCGUCAUGGCGGUCGUCAUCGUCAUCGGCACGAUCACUUGCAUCAGUGGUAUGGCAAUCGCGCUCCUUGGCUCUAUCGUGCCUUUCGAUGCUCUUCUUGAUUUCCCGACCAACGAAGUCGUCGGCUGCCUUAUCAGCUGGGUUUAUCUAUUGCUUAUCAUUCCAGCCAGGGGCGUGCAAAUCUGCCGAUAUAUCUGGCGGCGGAACAACAAGGUCAUGACAUUACACGAGGCCUUGAGCGCCCAUGAGGAUCCGACGACAAGCUCAGCAUCUGUCUGGACAGGCAUACAUACAUCCGGAGCAGGGAGCGCCAACUCGUCGAAGCCCAAGUACACACAGCCGGAUGCAUUCACAUCUGACCAGAUCGAGGUUCAUACGACGGUAAGCCAGACGAGCGACGGAUGA
Molecule: messenger RNA, 1554 nt
Organism: Mixia osmundae IAM 14324
Lineage: Eukaryota; Fungi; Basidiomycota; Mixiomycetes; Mixiales; Mixiaceae
Exons: 2
Coding region: 1-1554 (517 amino acids)
Source: RefSeq, a predicted model, not a curated record